Molecule: messenger RNA, 1883 nt
Organism: Plodia interpunctella (Indianmeal moth)
Lineage: Eukaryota; Metazoa; Arthropoda; Insecta; Lepidoptera; Pyralidae
Exons: 2
Coding region: 456-1727 (423 amino acids)
Source: RefSeq, a predicted model, not a curated record
GGAGUCCAGUAACUGUGGUAAGCUUCAUGUCUACAUCUUCAUUUAUUCUAAUCUUUUAAAUUACAAACCAAAUCGUUAAAUUAUAGUGACCGAACAAAUAGAUUCAUGGUAAUUUUCUUAGCUAUCUGACUGGCAGCAUCGCCUAAUACUUUGGUACAAAUGAUAUAUCAGUGCUCCCUCAUAUCUGCUACAUGUCCUACGUUGCUUACGAGAUCAAUUUAGAUGUACAAUGAGGAUUACAGAGCUUUAAUUUAUUUGACCUAUUAAAAAAGAGGCUGCAUUUUUUUAUUGCUAUACGACACGGUCCCAUAUUAUCGACAGUUGUCUCUUUGAGAGAUGCGAUCUUGUUCCAAUACGAUUAUAGGUGUCUAAUUUAAUACCAUAUAAUCGAAGACAUAUUAGAAAAAUUUAUGAAACAGAAACCAAAGUACCUACCUAAUUAAAUAUCCACGUUUAUGAAAAUGGUCGAAGGCGAUAAUCAAAUCGAGUAUAAGCUAGAAGACGUUUUGACAGACAAAGACGUAGACUGCAUUAUAAAUAAGUCGUUGAAGAAUGGAUUGGACUGGCAGGUGGUGCACUAUGUGGUAAAGCCAGUGGUGAACGAAUCCACCGGUUUUGUUGGAGAAUAUUUUAAAGUGAAGCUCCAAGUGGAAGCUGACGGAGACAGCGUGACUUUGAAGCUGUUUGUGAAGAGAGUGCCGCGCACGAACCAGCCUAAGGCUGAUUUCAUCAAUGAUAAUCAUUUCUAUAAGAGAGAAGCGCUGGUCUACCAGCUGAUAGAAGAAUUAACGGCUAUUGAAGGUCCUUUAAUAUGGUGCACAAAAGCUCUCGUGCACAACGAGAAUUUGCUGGUGAUGGCCGACCUCCGGUCGCUGGGUUACUCCCCGCGGCCGCAGACUGAGACCCUGGAUCUAGCUCACGCGCUGGUGACGGUCGCCUCGGCCGCGCGCUUCCACGCCGCCAUCGCCAACUAUGAGACCAGGAAAUCCAGCCAACAUUUGGCACCGUGGACAAUAUCUCAGGAAUACUCCAACAUUUUAGGCGAGCCCACCUUCAAAGACACGUUAUGGAUGAGAUGUGCAGUCAAACUCACUGCCAAUCUGCUCAAAACAUUUUCAAACCAACACAACAAUAUAGACAACUUGGAAUCAAAGCUGCAAAAACUGUUUUUACAGGCAUGCGAUGACAUGAAAGAGUAUGAAAACACCUUGAAUGUCUUGAUUCAUAAGGACCUGUGGAUCAACAAUAUCAUGUUUCGGUAUGAGGAUGGUGUGCCAGUGAACGCGCUGCUCAUAGACUACCAGUGUAUUCGAUACGGACCUCCGAGCUUUGACCUGAUGAUAUUUCUCUACUGCUCCACCUCCAGAUCCUUCAGAGAGCAGUAUGAGAAGAAAGUCUUCCAUCAAUAUUUUUCAGUAUUUGUAGAUAAUUUAGAAGAAGCAACUAAGCAGAGGUUGGUUGAACUGAAGUAUGACGAGAAGGAAUUCCUCAGAUGGUGCGAGAGAAGUAGAAUGUUUGGAGCCUUGAUAGCAAUAGGAAUAUUUCCGUACAUAUUGAUGGACCCUACAGCAGCCAAGAAGACGUACGAUGACCCUGAGACUUACGACGAGUACCUGGUGGUGGACCGCACGAAGCCGGUGGUGGCGCACUGCCGACAGAAUGCGGUGUACCGGCAGCGACAACUUGAACUUUGUGAGGAGUUUGUUGAGAGAUACGCGGGGAAAUAAUGCAAACGCUAUAUAAUAAUCCUAUUUAUUAUUAUAGUUUGCUGUGAUAGCUUAGAACGAUACGACCACAAAACACAGAAUAAAUUUUUAAGCGUAUUUGUAAUAUUUGCUUUAUAUUUCAUAAAAUGUUAAAAAUAAAAUACUUAUUGAUUUGUU